Messenger RNA from Vitrella brassicaformis, 9499 nucleotides. The record is from the annotation of a GenBank genome assembly. Lineage: Eukaryota; Vitrellaceae.
CAAAUGAGUGUAGUUAGUGAGGGGACUGUGGUAGAAAUGCAGUCACACGAGUGAGUCAUCAGAGAGAGAAAGUCACCACACACACACACACCAUACAUAGACAUAGCCACGCACACCACUAGGUUGUUAGCAAGUAAGUACCUUCCACCCACCCACCACACACACCACAUACACCACACAAGGGCACACCACGCCAGCCACCUAAAUGUGCACUGCACUCAUCACAUCACAUCACAUCACACACACAGAGAGGGAGGGAGAGAUAGCACGGACGCACAGACGGAUGGACGGACGCAUGCACUGAUGAAUCAAUCGGUGAGUGAGUGAGUGAGUGACUUGGCGAGUGAGGAGCGCUUCUUCCUUCCAACCAUUGAUGGAUUGAUUGCUGACUGACUGACUGAUUGAUGGGUCGACCACCCACCAUUCAUUCAUUACCACCUCCCUCCCCAGAUGAACAGAGACUAGGCCACAAUCACGCGCACAUACCCAGUCACACACGGGGGGUGGGAUGGAAGGGGAGGGGCCGGGGGGAGGGAUACAUCCAGCGGACGGACAGAACACUCAUGACACAGUCAUGACAUGCACCCACGGAGUCGCGAUAGACGUCACACAACACAACACAACACACCUCGUUUCAUUGAUUGCGCCAACCCCCCCACCCACACCCACCGACCCACAAACCAACAGGAGAUCGAUCGAAAAUCGAAACUCAUGCACGCUUCUUUGGCGCGUUAUUUCAUGCAGCCAGCCAGCCAGCCAGGCAGGCACAUACACACACACGCAGCCCAACCCUCGACAGACACACGAACCCCCCCUCCCCUCCACUAGCAAAAAUAAAGUGACACACGCAUCCUCCCCCUCCAUACAGUCAUCAUCACGUAAGCAUCACAGGGAAACGACAUAUAGAUAGGGGUGAGAGAGACGGCCGGGGACGUGCUGUGCUGGGAAUGACUAGCUCUUUGCCGUGGCGACUGUCGUAUCGGGUAGAGUCGAGUAGGUGUUCUGUGUUGCGUCGGUUGCGGCCAAACAGGGCCUCACUGCACUGACUGCCGGUCCGCCGGCCAGUAUAAUAAUAAAACUAAAGCGUGCGUGGGACACAUCCCUCCCUCCCUCCCUCCCGCCCGCCCUGCGUGUGUUAAAACCAUGUGGCUGCGGGGUGACCUCGCCCGACUCAACACAGACAGAUCAUUGAAUGUGAUAGACACAGGACCGCCCCGCCCCGCACCCGUGCAGACACGCAAACGAAGGGAGAUAGGUAGCGCUACAGAUGGAUGGAUGUCCGAUGGAUUUGCCGAUCAAGGCACGGGAGGCAGGCAGGGAUGCAGGUGAGUAGGCUGAAAAAGAGGAGGAAAGAGAUAGAUACGUCCCUACCUGAGGUGAGCCACUGACACGCACACAGGGAUGGAUGCAUCCACAACACACCACACCACACCACAACACAGCCUCCCUCCGUCCCUCCCAGCCCCCAGCCACACAAGCAGCCCUAAAUGGUCUGUCGGCUGCAGGCAGGCAAUGUGUAAGUAAGUGCGUGUAUGUGUGUAUGUGUGUUAUGGUCGGGACGAAGAAAACAUCCAGCUGCUGCGAGUGAGAUGGACGACCGACAAGGCAAACAAACAUCAUAAAAACCAAAAGCCCUUUCUUUCCUCUUCGUGGUGUCUGACUGUCUGUCUGUCUAUCGAGGGUCACAAAAAUGGUGGCGUCGCGUCGCGUCAACCGUACCGGUAUGAAAACAUAAAUAGGCCACAAACCAACCAACCACACACACACUCAGAUCCAUCCAUUAUGCAGCCAGCCAGCCACAGCCAUCCAUCCGGCCACCCAUCAAGACAAACAAUCCUCAAAGUAAAAAAAUACGUCUUGUCCAUCCCCUGCCUGUCUGUCUGUCUUGUUUCUCCUUACUUGACAUUUCCCAUUCACUCACUCACGAAUAAAUGGUCUCAUCUCACCUCACCCCCUCCCUCCCUCCCUCCCCCUUAAUAAAUACUGUUUAGACACGCACCGCAGCAGCCAGACACACAAGGACACACCAGCCAGCCAGCCAGCCAGCCAACUGUCCGUCAACCGCUCACAGAUCGACUCCUGUUCGUUUGUAUGCAGGUGUGUACGCAUCCGGGGUGCCAUUCAUUGGUCCAUUCGAUCAUUCAUUCAUAAUACAAACCUUCUGCGGCUGGACGCAGUCCCCCCAACAAACAAGACACACCGACACACAACGACGUCCGACACACCACACCCAUCCGCCCGCGUACACACACCGUACAAACCACAAGCCCGCAAAGUGAGGGGCAGAAAAGCCAUAAAAGACCCAACAGGGCGGAGGCAGGCAGGCAGGCAGGUCAAGAGAGGUACUUACUGUGCAGGCAGGCCAAGUGAGCCGAGUGUCCCCCUCUGAUCAAAUUAUGGGGGCCUGCGGGACUCGCUCGUUGGUUGAUAGACACAGGUGCACAGACAGGCAAGACACGCAGGCAGGCAGGCAGGCAGACAGGUCAGAAAGGAGUAGACGAGAGAAAAGGCGAGGAAAGAAAAAGAAACCCCUAAACCCCCAUGACAACUACCCCACCCCGCCCCGCCCCGCCCGACCAACCCAUAGCGACACGAAAAGACACAUCCGACCAGCCAGCCAGCCGACCGACCGACCGACCAAUCACGGCACGAAUGCAUCCUCAUGACAUGUAUGUAUGUAUGUGUGUAUGCUUGUACGUAUGUGUUGAUGGGAGUCGUGAUGUGGCCGGCCCUGGCCAGCUGACAUGACAAACAGUCGGUCCCGAAUCUAGCGGGCUGCCGUCCGCCCUCAAUGGCAUGGUGUAUGUGUGUGUGUGUGUGUCUGUGUGUGUGAUAGCUGUCUGGCUGUCUCCAUCUCAACAGCCGCGAGCAGCUUAGCUGACCUGUGUGUGUGUCAUCGCCAUCAAAAACUGCCAAUGUGACUACCCAACCACCACCCACCGAGCCCACUGACCUACCGGCCUCUCUCUCCCCUCCCCCCCACUCACUCACAGAAAGCGUCAAACCCUCCAUCCAUCCCUUUCUUGCUUUCCCCACUAUGCACGCAUUUAGUUGCAUCCCAUUCACCCACAGUCAACCAUAUCGUCCCCACACAGCACCAAUAAACGUCAAGAGUCCAAUGAAUCAAUCAAACACCAGCAGACAAACAAACACGAUGGACAGACAGACAGACGAAUAGGACAAAAGACCAAAGACAGACAGGCGUUACAAAACAUGACCCGCCCCUGGGCUGGUCUAUGGUAUGGACGCAGGUAGGGAGGUAGGUAGGCAGGUAUCUUACGAAGGAACACAGCACACCACGACACGGCUUAACACAUAGAGGGAGGGAUACAUGGAUGGAUGAUGCGCGGAGGGGGGAGAGAGAGGGAGGGAAGGCGCAGAAGGGAGGGGACGGAGAAGGGCACUGUUCCGUUGGUUCUCUUGCUUCGCUCCCCGUCCCUCCCUUCCGUGGCCAUCAUCGCAUCGUCUAUCCAUCUAUCAUAUCACGUGUGUAAGUAUGUAUGUAUGUCUGUAUUGUAUGGUAUGCAUAUAUAUUGAUUUAUGUAUCCAUCCAUCAAUCCAUUCAUCCAUCCAUCCGUCCAUGAAGGGAGGGAUUAUUCCAUAUAAAAUCAUAAAUGUGGACGAGACACCUCACACACGCGCCGGCCCGGCCCGGCCCAGCACGGCCCCUCGCGUGUGUCAGGUGGUCCUCCGGACGUCCGCACGCCAUCCGUCACCACCACACGUCUUCAUGAAGCAUGGACCGUACAACACACAACACACAGCACACAGCACACAUGACAGCGGGCAGGGCAGGGAGGGGAAAGGACAAACCAGGGGUACUUAUGAGUUAGCUGAGUCUGUAAAAACAGCGCCACCCACGCACAUCAAUCACAUCAUGCUCGUUGCUGUCUCUGUCUGGCAGCUCAAAUGUUGGCAUCUACGUAUGUAGGUAAAGCUUGACAUGACAUAUGAACUCACGCACUCACUCACUCACUCAUCGAUCCAUCCACUGAUUGACGUCGCCACCGAGAAUGACCACUAGCACACCACAGGCGGAGUCAGUAUCGUAUGCAGGUAUGCAAGUGUGAAAAUGCAUGUAUGUUUGUGUGCAUUGUAUGCAGGGGGGGCAAAGAGGGCAAAAUCGCCCACCCAUCCUCAUUCAUUCAUUCAUUCAUUACUCAUUCCAUCCCUGCCUGACGUCCUCAAAAACAUCAAUCAGCUGGUGGAUGGAUGGAUGGAUGGACCUCGUGCUGUGUCUGUAGUGGCGUGUGGUGGGAUGCGAUGUGCGCCCUCACUGCGAAUUGCAUUACCUGCAGCUGGCACUGCCCAAAUCCCCCCCGCCCCCUCCUGUCUGUCUGUCUGUCUGUCUGUAUGCAAUCCAAUCCACGAAUGCACACCAAGGCGACAACGAAUCGUGUGCACCACUCGGCACAAACAAUGCCCUCCCCUCCGGGCACGUUAUAAAGAGCAUCACACACACACGCACACACACACACAACAAAGAAACCGAAAUUGGCUGGCUGGCAUGCUUCCUUUGCUUCACGGUUGAAACAACUGACAGGCAGGCAGGCAGGCAGGGGAGGGAAAGAGGCAGGACAGGGCAGCAGGAGGCAAGACAUACAGUAACUGACUGACAAUCAAGGCAGCCUGGCAGCAGGCUGGUGGGCGGCGAGCGACAAGGCACCUUUCUCACACAUUAUACACUCAUCCAGAGGCUGGUUGCACUUCGCUGGCCCUUCCCUCAUCUCUCCUUCCUGUCGCUAUAUGCGCCUGCCGGUCGUCGGCUGCUGAUGCUGCAGUCCCCUGAAGGGCGUCAUUUCGUGUCGGUUGAGGACGUUCAUGUGGUCUGGCGGGUGGGUGAGGCCAUCCUCCUCGGCCACCUCCUCGUACCCACACGCGUCGUCGCUCUUAAACACCACCGAGUCUGUGUUAUUGUGGUCCAGGCCUAUGAUCGGCUGCACGUUGGCCAGGAAGUCCGUCAGGAACCGGUCGUUGCUGGCGUCCCACUCGUCGCUCUCGCGUGCAGACGGCAGCGGCACCGGGUGGGCUGAGGAGAAGAAGGACGAGCCCGAGAGAAUAAGGGACGCAUCCGACUGGGUACCCAGGGCCAUCGACUGGGACAAGACGGACGGCGUGGGCGCCUGAGUGGAGAAGUUGGACGAGGGGGACUGGCCGGCAACGACACUCAUGCUGUCCGACAUGUGCUCGCACGACAUCCCCGGGGGCUGCGACGUGCUCCUCUUGCUCGACGACCGCAGCAUCUGGUGGACAAGCUUGCCCGACCCCACUGCGGAUGUCGUGGCAUCCUCGCGAUGGUUGCUGCCGUCAAUGGCCAGGAACGACAGGGGGAAGCAGCACGACGCCGGCGGAGGGGAGGAGCCAUGCGUCCCGCCCUCCCUGACGUACGAGUGGCUUCUCGAUGGCUCAUCCUGUCGUGCGUCCUCGAUGCCCUGCUCUGGCGUGUCGUCUGUAGACCGCGGCUGACGCGAUCGCCUCUCGAGGAAAGGCGGGAAGGGCGGGGGAGGCGGCGGAGGGACAGACGACGAUGAGUGCUCAUCAUGCGCCAUCACAUCCCUCUGCUGCUGCUGCUGCUGCUGCGCUGGUGCCUCCUUGCACUCUCGGUGCUGGGUGGGCGGCGAGCGUGUAGGUGGCGGGGGAGGCGGCAAGUACGGCACGUGCACCUCCCCUCCGAGAUGGUCGCUGCGAGAGCCCCGGCCGCUCGAUGAAGCCUCGUCGCGGACACUGCUUGCUGACCACUCGGCCUCGUACACAGCCGGCAGCCUGCACACACACGCACCAAGCCGACAUCUCUCCUUGGCUGCCCCUUUCCAUGUGUGAAUCGUGCGUCCUCACGAUAGAUGCGAUCCGAAUCGUUGAUGUCCCGGGCUCUCUUGCUCCACCGAUCGGCCUCUGGUGGACAUCGACUGGGUGUCCGACGGCGAGAAGGCGCGCGGACGACCGGUGUCCGCCCCGAAGUAGGUGUCGGGGAUGCUCGCCGUAGACCUGGAAGUGGUCAGCGUCCGGUCGCCCACCGAGAAGAGAGUGGUGCUGGUGAGAGUCCGAGAAGACUGCGGGAUAAACGGCGGGGCGGGGCGGCUGGUGGAGUCAUGGGACGUGUGCAGCCAGGUGUCAUCCUCUGCCGUGAAGCUUCGAGUGAGCUGUUUCCGUCUCCUGGGCUCUCCAAUGCCAUGCGCGCCGUCCGAGUCGCCCGACAGAAGCUUGCUGUCCAUGUGCAGCGCUCGCAUGAGUGCGAUCGGCACCUGCUCAUGCGGCGGUUUGUGGCUUGGUGGCAUCGGGGGUGGCUUCUCGGUCGACGACAGUGAAGAGGAUGAGGCGAUUGACCCACCGCCGUGCGUCAUGGGCUGGCUCGGCCUCCGAGUCGAGAUGCUCCGCUCCUCCCGCCGCAGAUAGUCCGACACCUGCCUCUUCUCGACGAGUGGCAGGCUGCUGGCGUGCCCCUCAGGCGUGUCAGGCGGGGGCGGGGGCGGUGGAGUGGGCGUCGGGGCGGGUGUUGACGGGGUCAGGUCGUCGUGAUACGAUGGGGGUGGACUGCGGGGCGUCAGACCGCUCGGCCGCACCGGGUAGACGGACAGUAAUGGUGGCGGUGGCUGGCGAGAUUGACCUCUGCCGACAGACGAUGACCUCCUCUCCCUGGCGUGCGAGUCGAAGUUGAGGCUGUUGGGGACGACGGGCACCUUGACCAUCUCCAUCGGGGGCAUCGCCAGCACACCCUCACCCUCCUCAGCCUCUGCUGACGGAGGGAGGGGCUGCUGCUGAUGCUCGCGCGCAAGGGCUGUCGUCCUGGCGUAGUCUUCGCUGGAGUCGAGAAGGUCUCCGCGGUGGUAGUGUGUCUGGGGUGUGGGCAGCCGUCCCCUGUAGGGACCGGACCGCUCGCGACCGAUGGGAGGGAAACCGGGAGGGGGCGGCGGAGGCGUCAGGGCCCUAGGUGGAGCACCAACAAACCAUGCAUCGCAUCGCUUCAAACCCGCUGUUCGGUUCCAUCUGUGUGCGUGCCUGGCCUUACGGUGGUGUCGAGAAGGGCAGUGUCGGAUUGGCCAGUCGUCUAAGAGCCGACGGCUCGAGAGUCGACGGGGUCGAUGAGGUGGGGGGUGGGGGCGGUGGCGGUGGAGGAGGUGGUGGCUGCUCGUGCAUCGGUGCACCAUAAUGCCUCCGCUCGGCGCCCAUGCUGCCUCCUCUUCCCCGCCCUUGUCGCCUGAGCAUCAGCUGCUGCAGCCCGGUGCCGGAUGGUGCAGUGUAUGGCUUGACGGGUGACUCCAGCUCAUGCAUGCGGCCCUCCUCCCGACCGCCCCUCAUGUGGCGUCCCAUGGCCUCCAGGAUCUCAGACACACGAUAGCGGCCACUCGAUGGCGAGAGGGGAGGGUGUACGGGGGUCGGCUCGGGGGGCCUCGCGCUGCCGGGAAUGGAUGGUGGCGGGGGCACGUGUGCUGGCGGCAUUUCCGGGGGUGGGGGUGGUGGCACCGAUGACGGAGGGGCGGGCUGAGACGGCGUGCACGGCGGGAUCAGCUUGUGCUCAAAACCCUUUGGCAUCGACUGGUGCUGAGGACAAACACACAGCGCGAAAGGGGCGAGUUGGUUGUUUGAUAUGCCUUCGUCAGUCUGUGCGUUCCUGUCCACCUGAUACUGCAUAGCGAUUUCGGCCUUGACGAUGGCAAGUGCCUUCGCUGCCAGCCUGCAGACACUCAGACAGACAGACAGACAGACAGACAGGCAGACGCAUUGGCUGCUUUGCCGGGCUGUGUGCAUUUCGUCCUUCGUAGCGUACCGUUUUUUCUUCGACACGCGAUUGCGCUUCUUGGGUGGGUGAGGAAAGUGACCUGACAGCCACCCAACCAACGGACGGACAUGCGCAGAGGACGGGGUGCUAGGCCGGUUUUAUCUUUGUGAGGCGCUUACAGAAGAGACAUCUGUAGCCGUUCUGGCAUCCCUUGGUGUGCGCAAACACACACGGCUUGCACUGACCUGAUUGAUUCAUCCAUCCAGGAAAAGGCACUCGAGCAACGGUGAAUGACUGACCUCGAGUGUGCGUACCGUACCUUGGCUGUGUAGUAGUGACCCGACGCUGAGAAGGUUGCCGUGAGAGUCACGGGGGAUGUAGGCCAAAACCUCAGCUGGGAUUAUCUGCAUCCAUGUCAAACACAGAGGAAGCGAGUCAACAAUCCGCUGUCUUGAGUGGCUCAAUGAGUGAAUGAGUGAGUGAGUGAAUGAUUGAGUGACUCACUUUGAGUGCGUUCUUUUCUUCAUCAAUCCACGCCUCGACGUCCGCGUCCAAACUCGUCAACGUCGUACUCUAGAGGCAUAACAGGCAGUGGAUGGCUUCAUUGCUUGUUGCUUCCUUGUUUGCUCCUCUCACCUCUUCCGAUCCGUCUUUCCAUAUGAAGUCGAGUGCCUUCAAAACCUUCGGAUCGCGAGCACCGCCAGCCGCAGAGCCCUUGAGUAUCCUGCUCAGUGUCUUCUCCAACGAUCGAACCUUGUGCACACAACACAAACACAACAGAACACAUGUACAUAUACAUAUACACACACAGAUCGAUCGCGCGUACGCACCUGUUCGACACCGUCUCCCUCGUCACGUUCCUCGUCGUCCUCUUCGUCGUGAUCGCCCUCGCUGGCCGCCUCAUCGUCAAGGACACCGUGGGUAGGCGACUCCCGAUGACCCAGCGACGGGUGCGGCUGGAUGUACGAGGACGGCGGAGGUGACAUGGGAGGAGGGGGCGGGGGACGAACGCCUACUGCACACACAAGCAGCGACACCGACAGGGAAGCAAUACAUUUAAUGACACAAGCAAGGCAGACAGGCAGUCAGUUCUGUCUUUCGUUAUUCUCUCUGACUUGUGUUCAUCAGUGGAGUGACAGUGGGAAGUACCUGCUUUUGGCGUGACGUCUGCCGCCCGGUACGCCUGUGCCGCCCUGUGCCCGCCCGGCCACUCCGUCGGCCGCGUAGCACUGGCAGCGCCUUCGCCAUAAGGUGGCGGGGGCGGCCUGGUCCGUUCCCAAGGAAUCUCCUGCUGCGUGUAGUCGGCACGAAAGGCAGCUCGCUCGGACGUCGACAAGACGAACGGAGAGAUAAUGCCCCGCCCACUGUGCUGCCGGCUGCGGGCUGCUGCUGACGGCACCUCGCCUAAGCGGAUGGUCUGACGCGAUGCCUGCUCGUCGCGAGCACUGCUGGAGGGAGGGGAGGGAGGGGGCAGCUCCUGCUGGUGAGGUUGCAUAGCCGACAAUCACCGCGAAGGCCGCUCAAUGCCCGAUGCCCGAUGGCAGGAUCUGGACGCCAGGACGCCAGCGUCAGGGGCAGCCGGCGCGCGACGAGAGCGUGCACCCCAGCUGCUGUGGCGAGUCCAACUUCUUGUGCUUCUGCCGUCUCUCCAUCGCUGCGUGAGGGACGGACUGGUGAUCGUCAAAUUUGCGUUCGUUCUCGAAUCUCCCCCUCAAAAUCCUCAGGAACCAGAAGGGCUACCACUCACUGGCCGUCGGCAGACACGCCGGCCCUCCCACUGCC